Cicer arietinum (chickpea) is the source of this 1748-nucleotide messenger RNA. RefSeq names its product protein EARLY-RESPONSIVE TO DEHYDRATION 7, chloroplastic. Gene Ontology annotation, cellular component: plasma membrane. The record is from RefSeq and is a predicted model, not a curated record. Lineage: Eukaryota; Viridiplantae; Streptophyta; Magnoliopsida; Fabales; Fabaceae.
ACGAAUAAAAUAUCACACUUCAUUCCAUUUCUAGCCACAAACCCCCAAAACCAAUUCAACUAUUCAUUCAUCACUUCAAUGGCUACUCAAAACCCUAAUCGAACAAAUUCACUCUAUCCACAAGUUAUCGAUUCCAACCCCGACGCUCCCUCGCAACUCCUUUACACUAAUCCUUCUUCGCAAUCGAAUCUCUACCCUUCAAUUGACUUCAACGAUCUCGUUCAAAAUCUCUUCCCCGACGACGUCACCGCCGGAAACACUCUUAAUCCACCCUCUGCUCCGCUGGAAACCACCGAAGAUAUCCUCCUUAAGAUCCCCGGUGCGAUUCUCAACUUAAUCGAUAAAGAAUACAGCGUUGAGCUAGCUUCCGGUGACUUCACCGUCGUCCGUCUCCGUCAAGGCGAAAACUCCAUCGCCGUUUAUGCACGAAUCGCCGACGAGAUCCAAUGGCCUCUUGCCAAAGACGAAACCGCCGUCAAAGUCGACGACUCUCACUACUUCUUCUCCUUCCGUGCUCCCAAGGAUUUCGAUUCCGACGAAGAAGAAGAUCGCCGGAAGAAUAACGACUCCGAUUUGUUGAGCUAUGGGUUGACGAUAGCGUCGAAGGGACAAGAGCGUUUGUUAAAGGAACUAGAUAAGAUUCUGGAGAAUUGUAGUAGCUUCUCUGUGCAGAAGGUUUCGGAGAAGGCAAAGAAGAAGGGAGGGGCUUUGGAUGCAUCGAUGGCAACGGAGGUGUCGCCGAAAGAUUUGGAAUCGGCGAAGAAGAAGGAGAUAAUGGAGGGACAGUGUGCAGCGUAUUGGACUACUUUGGCUCCGAAUGUGGAGGAGUACAGUGGAAGUGCUGCGAAAAUGAUAGCUGCAGGUUCAGGGCAUGUGAUUAAGGGGAUUUUGUGGUGUGGAGAUGUGACAAUGGAUAGGUUGCAAUGGGGGAAUCAGGUUAUGAAGAAAAGGAUGGCUUCUGGUUCACCUGCUCAGAUUAGUCCUCAAACCUUGAAGCGGAUUAAAAGGGUCAAGAGAGUGACUAAAAUGACAGAGAAAGUUGCAACUGGAUUACUCUCUGGGGUCGUGAAAGUGUCUGGAUUUUUCACCAGUUCAGUGGUUAACUCAAAGGCCGGAAAGAAAUUUUUCAGCCUUUUGCCGGGGGAAGUUGUGCUUGCAUCAUUGGAUGGAUUCAGUAAAGUGUGCGAUGCUGUUGAAGUAGCUGGAAAAAAUGUCAUGUCAACAACAUCCACUGUGACAACUGAACUUGUUGACCACAGAUAUGGAGAACAAGCUGCUCACGCAACAAAUGAAGGGCUUAAUGCUGCAGGUCAUGCUUUGGGUACAGCAUGGGCUGCAUUUAAGAUUAGGAAGGCUAUUAACCCUAAGAGUGUUCUUAAACCUACCACCCUGGCCAAAUCUGCUGCUAAAGCUGCAGCUUCUGAACUUAAGGCUAGUAAGUCCAAGUAAUUUAUGGCAGGAGUUCUUGCAAUUUAGUUUAGGCUUGGCCAUCCUGCCAUCAAAAGCUGUUGCUUACGGCUUAAAUUACCUCCUUUUAGUAAGGAGGGGAAGGGGCACCGUAUGAUUUGUUGUUUUUAUGGUUUGCUUUUCUGUGCAUGUGUAAUAUUUGGAUUUCCCCUGAUUUUUAUAAAACAUAAUCUUUUAAAAAAAACUCUGUAUUAUCAUGUAAAGAUCAACAAUGACUGGUUUGGUUGUAAGUUUCACUAUUAAAUUGAAUAGCAGUAGUAUACAAUCAUGUUCUGCUUGCC